Molecule: messenger RNA, 1180 nt
Organism: Spea bombifrons (plains spadefoot toad)
Lineage: Eukaryota; Metazoa; Chordata; Amphibia; Anura; Pelobatidae
Gene: CLTA
Product: clathrin light chain A
Exons: 7
Coding region: 177-878 (233 amino acids)
Biological process (GO): clathrin-dependent endocytosis; intracellular protein transport; clathrin coat assembly
Cellular component (GO): plasma membrane; clathrin coat of coated pit; postsynaptic endocytic zone cytoplasmic component
Molecular function (GO): structural molecule activity; clathrin heavy chain binding
Source: RefSeq, a predicted model, not a curated record
UUCCUUUGCCUGACCUCUUGUUCCCGGUUUACGUCACUUCCGGUGCUCGCUCUCCUCCUUCCCUGCUAAUCGCCGGCUGUGGACAGGUGUCCCGGUGAUCGCAGCCUGUUUUCUGUCACCCGGUGAACGCGUAUUCGUUAUCGGUUGCCGCCUCGCACCUCUCGCUGUCAUUAGUCAUGGCAGAGUUUGAUGUCUUCGGCUCGGUUGGUAACGGCGUGUCAGUUGAGGAGGACCCGGCCGCCGCCUUCCUCGCCCAGCAGGAGAGCGAGAUCGCCGGCAUCGAGAAUGACGAGGGCUUCAGCAUCCUGGACAGCGGGGAACUGCCCGGGUCCAUGCAGUCGGUGGACGGAGCUGCAGAUCCCGUAAUGAAUGGUGACUUUUAUCAGGAAACCAAUGGACCAACUGAUAGUUAUGCAGCGAUUUCACAAGUCGAUCGCUUGCAGUCUGAGCCUGAAAGCAUUCGCAAAUGGAGAGAGGAGCAAAGGAGCCGCUUAGAAGUACUUGAUGCUAACUCUAUAAAACAAGAAUCCGAGUGGAAAGAGAAGGCUGCCAAGGAGCUCGAUGAGUGGUAUGCCAGGCAAGAUGAACUGUUACAGAAAACAAAAGUCAAUAAUCGGGUGGCAGAUGAAGCUUUCUACAAACAACCCUUCGCUGACGUGAUUGGUUAUGUCACACACAUAAACCAUCCUUGCUACAGCCUAGAACAGGCGGCUGAAGAGGCUUUUGUCAGCGAUGUUGAAGAAAUCACUCCUGGCACGGAAUGGGAACGUGUUGCCCGUCUUUGUGACUUUAAUCCCAAAUCGAGCAAGCAGGCAAAAGACGUGUCUCGCAUGCGCUCCGUCUUGAUUUCACUAAAGCAGGCUCCACUUGUUCGCUGAAACCAGAGCACAUCAAAAACAGGACACUUCCAAUAUUUUAAUCUGUACUCGGAGAAGCUAUGUUUGAUUAUUUUACCUUAUUUUUCCCUCCCCUUUUUGGGACCAAACCUGCUGUUGUACUUGGCAUUGAUUUAUUGUGUGUAAUUGUUUCUCCCUUGUACUUGGAUAAGAGAUUUGGGAGUGAACCCGAUCAUAGUUUCACAGUGCGCUUCUGUGUAAUAUGAAUUGUCAUCCGUUUUUGAUUUGUGCUAAAUUGUAAUAGUGAUAUUAAAUAUCUAUAAAGAGGACCAUAUUUACUCGUA